AUAGUAUUAAUACUGAACCGUAUAUUAACAUUGCAUUAGGUGUUAGCCAUUUGAAUAGCGCACAUGUUUUCCAUGAUUUUUACAAUAAUUAUUGUUUAAAUCAAAUCAUUAAUAGACAAAAACCACUGGUAUUUCAUUUGACAAUCAAAUCAGUAAAUUAUUUAUUGAUUUGUACACUAUUUUUAACGGACACACAACCAGUUGAAAGAUGUUUUGGGGUGUUACACUAGAAUCGGGUAAACGAUACUCGCAGAGAGUGGAGGAGUCAUAUCACGUAACGAUGGCCGCACUUCAGCCGCCGUCGACCGAAGGCAACAAAGCCUCAAAAUAUGUGUCGGUCUUUGUUGAACACGACAAGAAUCAGCACAUGUUGUGUACACUGGAACCGAAUCGUACACUUCAGGUAAAUCUGGAUCUCAUGUUCAUCGAAGGCGAAGAAGUUACCUAUUAUUUGGUUGGAGACGGAACUGUUCAUCUGACCGGUUAUCUCGUACCCGACGCUUUCGAUGACUACGACGAAGAGGAUGAUGAAGAGGAAGACGAAGAAGAUGAGGAUGAAGAGGUUAGCAGUGAUGAAGAGUCACCGUUAAAGAUUAAGUCUAAUAAACGCAAGAAUGAAGAGCUGACGAGUUCACCCGAAGCUACAGACAAGAAGGCAAAGGUUGAUACGAAAGUUGUCGCCACCAAAGGUGUCGAACUGAAUAAGAAGUCCAAAGUAGAGACAAAGGCUGAAGUGAAGCCGGCAAAGGGCGCGCUUAAGAAUGAAUUGAAUGGCAAAAAUAAAAAAGAUAAUAAAGUGGCCAAUAAUGUGAACAAUAAAAAAGGUAAAGAAAUUGAAAGCGAAGAAGAGAGUGAAGAAAGUGAGGACGAGGAGGAAGACGACCAAAUGGAUGAUUCACUUGGAUUCAUAGACAAGGAAGCUGUUGAAAGUGGAGACGAUGAUGAUGACGAAGAGGACGAGGAAGAUGAAGAGAGUUCUGUCUUAACAGAUGAAUCAGAUGAGGCCAAAUCAACGCCACAAAAACAGCAACAAAAGGCUGGUAACGACACGUUUACGCCAUCACCUCAAAAGACACCACAGAAUAAUCAGAACCAAAAUAAUAAGCAAAAACCGUUCGGCAGCGGACAGAAGGGUGGCUUUCAGAACAGUCAACAAAAGGGUGGUCGACCACAACAAGGAAAGGGACAGUGGAAUCAAUCGGCAAACAAGAAUCAGAACCAGAAUAAUAAGCCGAGACAGUUUGGUAGUGGACAGAAAGGCGGUUCUCCCGGUGCUGGUGGUGGAGGCGGCGGCAAAUGGGGUAACCAACAACAAAAGGGACAAUGGAACCAAUCGGGUAAUAAGAAUCAAAACCAGAAUAGGCCCAAACAGUUCGGUAGUGGACAAAAGGGUGGUACUCCCGGUGGCGGCGGUGGACAAAGAGGUGGACCACAACAAAAGGGACAGUGGAAUAAUUCGGGAAAUAAGAACCAAAGAGGAGGAGGAGGAGGAGGUGGUGGUCAACAGUGGCAGAAUAAGAAGAGCCCAUUCAAGGCCUGAAAAGCAUAUUAUUCACACAUCUUUAAACAUAUUUAAAAAACGAUAACACACUUCACAUAUAU
This is a messenger RNA of Oppia nitens, 1602 nucleotides long. Its product is annotated as 46 kDa FK506-binding nuclear protein-like. Bases 209 to 1540 code for a protein of 443 amino acids. The record is from RefSeq and is a predicted model, not a curated record. The transcript has 3 exons. NCBI's taxonomy places the organism in Eukaryota, Metazoa, Arthropoda, Arachnida, Sarcoptiformes, Oppiidae.